CGACGGCCGGCGCACGUCUUGGUGCGGUCCUGGUCGUGCCUCUGGCUCCGUGAGCCGAAUUGCGCCGUUGUGGCGGAGGCCUUUCUGGGUGGGCCCGGAUUGUGUGAAAUUCUCCGAAAAGCGACAACACAGGAGUGAGCUCACUGUUGGUCGGGUCGCUGCGGCAGGCUAAGUCUUGGUGAAGCGUUUGGGCUGCCGUUCUGGCGGAAUCAUGUUCGAAGUGAAGAGUGAAAACAUUAUGCCGUCGUGUCGCUUCGGGGACAACUACAACGGGCCAAGUGAAAAUCGUUCCCCAAUGGCGCUGUGGGCCAAGGCACAAUCUCUGCCUCCAGAGGCACUGCAGCAGGUUCGAGCCAUUUAUACAGACCGCUUCCCAAUCGAAGUUCGUCAUUUCUUAGCAUCAUGGAUAGAAGAAAAAAUGUGGGGUUUGGAGAUUGAGACAGACAACCCUCAACAUGAACAGUAUGCUGCUAAUAUUGUGGCAGAUUUAAUCCACCAACUGGAAACAAAGGCCAAUUCCAUGAAUUCAGAGGAGCUCUUAAUAACAAAAUAUAAGUUAAUGGACUCUGCUAAUGCUUUCAAGCAACGCUAUGCUCGAUGCCCUCUGGAUUUGUUUCGGUUGAUGCGCCAUUGUCUGAAUUCAGAGUUAAAAGUUAUACAGCAAGUAGAAAAUGUCCCUAUGGGCUCAAUGCCACCUGGAACAGGAUUAAUGCCAGACUCAGCUGCUGAAAUUGCACAGCAAGUAGAUGUCUUGCGGCAUCGCACUACAGAAACUGGUAAACUUCUUCGCCAAAUGGAACAGGAACAAGAGAACUUUGCCCUCCACUACCAUGAGUGCACCAAGCUGAAAGCUCAUCUUCAACACCUGCAAUCACAGCUAAUAAAUCAACAAAAUAUAGAAUUGGAAAAAACGGUCAGGCGCCAGAAAGAUAUAUCAGAGCAAACUUUAAAUCAAAAGGUUUCCAGUCUCCUUCAGCUCAGACUUCAACUAGCCGAUAAACUCUCAGAGUCGGUGACGCACCUUGUAACCUUGCAGUGCAGGGUUUUGGAUGAAGAAUUGAUUCGAUGGAAAAGAGAGCAGCAGCUUGCAGGAAAUGGAGCUCAGUUCAACAGUAAUUUGGAUAAUAUCCAAGAUUGGUGUGAAAGUCUUGCUGAAAUUAUCUGGCUCAACCGCCAACAGAUCAAAGAAGUGGAACGUUUGAAACAGAAGUUGACCUUGGAGCCACCGGGUGUUGUAGAUGUCUUGCCAAAUUUGAGUAUACAAAUUACUCAGCUUCUUUCAUCUCUAGUCACAAGCACAUUUAUUAUUGAAAAGCAACCUCCACAAGUUAUGAAAACCAACACUAGAUUUACAUCCACUGUUCGCCUAUUGGUUGGAGGGAAACUGAAUGUUCACAUGACACCACCACAGGUCAAGGUGACGAUCAUUAGUGAAGCUCAAGCAAAUGCACUUCUUAAAAACGAUAAAAUUGCCAAAGGAGAAGCCAGUGGUGAGAUUUUGAACAACACUGGAACAAUGGAGUACCAUCAGGCUACACGUCAACUGUCAGUUAGUUUCAGGAACAUGCAGCUAAAGAAGAUUAAGCGGGCUGAAAAGAAAGGAACCGAGUCCGUAAUGGAUGAAAAGUUUUCACUUCUGUUCCAAUCUCAAUUUUCAGUUGGUGGUGGUGAACUUGUAUUCCAGGUGUGGACCCUAUCUCUUCCUGUUGUGGUCAUUGUUCAUGGAAACCAGGAGCCUCAUGCAUGGGCCACUGUCACUUGGGACAAUGCCUUUGCAGAACCAGGCCGUGUUCCUUUUGCUGUUCCUGACAAGGUCGCCUGGUGCCAUGUAGCUGAAGCACUCAACAUGAAAUUCCGCUAUGCCACUGGGAGACCUCUGACAGAAGAAAAUUUGUGUUUCCUUGCAGAAAAGGCAUUCCGAAACCCAAACAUGUCAGAUUUUCAAAACCAGAUGCUUACAUGGUCACAAUUUUGUAAAGAACCACUGCAAGAACGCAGCUUUACAUUUUGGGAGUGGUUUUAUGCUGUCAUGAAACUCACAAGGGAACACCUACGUGGGCCUUGGAUGGAUGGGCUUAUUUUGGGCUUCAUCCGAAAGAAACAGGCACAGGAUAUGUUAAUUGCAACCAACACUACCAGUACUUUCCUUUUACGAUUCUCAGAUUCAGAACUUGGUGGCAUUACCAUUGCAUGGGUCGGAGAUGGAGAAUUAGGUUCUCAAGUGUUCAUGUUGCAACCUUUCACUCACAAGGACUUUGCCAUACGCAGUUUACCUGACCGCAUUGCUGAUUUGCAACAUCUUGUUCACCUCUAUCCUGAUAUCCCCAAAGACCAGGCCUUUAGCAAGUACUACACACCACUUGAAAAUCAGCCAACCUCAAACAAUGGUUAUGUGAAACCUUUCUUGGUGACCCAUGUUCCUGGCUGGGGAGGACCUGGUCCAAGUUCCACUCCAAGUUACCCAAACACACCUCACAUGUUCCAAGCUCCGUCCCCUGAGGCAGGUUCGGCAAGAGACACUCCAUCUGUAGCCAGCCAUGUUUCCGACUCUGUAUCCAGUGAGCUGGAGUGGAUUCUGAGUUAUGCCGGGGCUGGGGCUCAAAGUGCCGCAGGAGAAGCAGAAUACAAUGGCAGCAACAUGGACUUCCUAGAAGAUUUUGACAACUUUGAUGUUUAUCUGCCCCAUCCAACAUACCGCCAAGCUUGAUUGUUCUUCGAAAGUGUCCAAAUCACUUCAGUCACAAGGCAAUCAGGAUUGACAUCUGCUUAUCAAUUUUAGUUCUGUUUAUAAUUGUUGUUUUCGACUUUUAUUUUAUCACAGCGCCCAAUUUCACCAAGGUGAUUGAAAAGACACUUGUUUGCUGUUAACUCUUAGUUAGUGUAUUGUAAUUUGUUUUGGUAUUAUAUUUAUAUGAUGUUAGUAAUAUAACUGUAUAUCAUCCUGUGUCUUUAUUUUUUGUAUGAUAUUCUAAAUUGCACGCCUUUUAGAUAAGUUUCUGCAUUUUAAGUUCUUUGUGUCAAAAAUGCCUUCUUACCAUACGUGUUCUAUUUACUGAUGAGACCUGUGUUGUAUGGUUAUUUGUCAUUGUUUCUAGUGAUUUCUGUCCAUAACUGUUUAAGGCAUUGCUAUGUUCUUGUGCAUCCUCUUUUGAUAGCUGAUGAAACUCCAUAGUUUUAAUUAAGUGCACGUGCUCUACUUCCCCUAUACUUUUUUUAGUACUAAAGUAAUGUAGUUUAUCUUAAGCAGACAGUAUGGGGCAUAUUCCAUGUGGCCUUUUUGAGGAAAGUUUUUAUCUCAUUGCUGCUCUGCUCUGCUCUCGGACUAGGAUCUGUGUGACCAUGGUGUGACUCAGUCUGCAGCCAUAUUUACAAUCAUGGCAAGUUCCCUUCGUUGUAUUGUACCAUUCAUUUUGAACCACAUUUGCAGUUAAAUUACAGUAGUGAUGCAAUUUUUAUCAUUCUUUCCUACCUAUCAGCGCAUGAUUGAGCUUUCUUGUUUUUAAUGCUGUGGUGGGUCCCGCCUAUAGCGUUGCGGCCUUCUUGCACGGUUAAACAACAUUACAAACAGGAUGCGUUAUAAGUGGUAAAAAGGAUAAACACAAAAUUUACUCGGGAA
Messenger RNA from Thrips palmi, 3616 nucleotides. Its product is annotated as signal transducer and activator of transcription 5B-like. Gene Ontology annotation, biological process: regulation of cell population proliferation; defense response; cell surface receptor signaling pathway via JAK-STAT. The record is from RefSeq and is a predicted model, not a curated record. Gene Ontology annotation, molecular function: RNA polymerase II cis-regulatory region sequence-specific DNA binding; DNA-binding transcription factor activity, RNA polymerase II-specific. Lineage: Eukaryota; Metazoa; Arthropoda; Insecta; Thysanoptera; Thripidae. Bases 212 to 2707 code for a protein of 831 amino acids. The transcript has 18 exons.